Pteropus alecto (black flying fox) is the source of this 3143-nucleotide messenger RNA. RefSeq names its product LIM domain kinase 1 (gene LIMK1). Gene Ontology annotation, biological process: positive regulation of stress fiber assembly; actin cytoskeleton organization; protein phosphorylation. The transcript is spliced from 17 exons. Lineage: Eukaryota; Metazoa; Chordata; Mammalia; Chiroptera; Pteropodidae. Gene Ontology annotation, cellular component: nucleus; cytoplasm; neuron projection. The coding region runs from base 21 to 1985 and encodes 654 amino acids. The record is from RefSeq and is a predicted model, not a curated record. Gene Ontology annotation, molecular function: protein serine/threonine kinase activity; protein binding; ATP binding.
GCACCUGGAGGGAAGAACGUAUGGGAGAGGAAGGAAGCGAGUUGCCUGUGUGUGCGAGCUGCGGCCAGAGGAUCUAUGACGGCCAGUACCUCCAGGCCUUGAACACUGACUGGCACGCAGACUGCUUCAGGUGUUGUGAAUGCAGUGCCUCCCUCUCACACCAGUACUAUGAGAAGGAUGGGCAGCUGUUUUGCAAGAAGGACUAUUGGGCCCGCUAUGGCGAGUCUUGCCACGGGUGCUCAGAGCACAUCACCAAAGGGCUGGUCAUGGUGGCCGGGGAGCUGAAGUACCACCCCGAGUGCUUCAUCUGCCUCACAUGCGGGACUUUCAUCGGUGAUGGGGACACCUACACGCUGGUGGAGCACUCCAAGCUGUACUGCGGGCACUGCUACUACCAGACCGUGGUGACUCCCGUCAUCGAGCAGAUCCUGCCUGACUCCCCCGGCUCUCACCUGCCCCACACAGUCACCCUAGUAUCUAUCCCAGCCUCAGCUCAUGGCAAACGUGGCCUCUCGGUCUCCAUUGACCCCCCUCAUGGUCCGCCAGGUUGUGGCACAGAGCACUCGCACACCGUCCGCGUCCAAGGAGUGGACCCAGGCUGCAUGAGCCCGGAUGUGAAGAAUUCCAUCCAUGUCGGAGACCGGAUCCUAGAAAUCAAUGGCACACCCAUCCGUAAUGUGCCCCUGGAUGAGAUUGAUCUGCUGAUCCAGGAAACCAGCCGCCUGCUCCAGCUGACUCUUGAGCACGACCCCCACGACACACUGGGUCAUGUGCCAGGGUCUGAGCUCAGCCCCCUGGGCUCCCCUGUUCACACUCCUAGUGGGGAGGCGGGCAGCUCUGCCCGACAGAAGCCUGUCCUGAGGAGCUGCAGCAUUGACAGAUCUCCGGGUGCUGGCUCGCUGGGCUCCCCUGCCUCCCACCGCAAGGACCUGGGGCGCUCCGAGUCCCUCCGCGUGGUCUGCCGGCCACAUCGAAUCUUCCGGCCUUCGGACCUCAUCCACGGGGAGGUGUUGGGCAAAGGCUGCUUUGGCCAGGCCAUCAAGGUGACACACCGAGAGACGGGAGAGGUGAUGGUCAUGAAGGAGCUGAUUAGAUUUGACGAGGAGACACAGAGGACAUUUCUCAAGGAGGUGAUGGUCAUGAAGGAGCUGAUUAGAUUUGACGAGGAGACACAGAGGACAUUUCUCAAGGAGGUGAAGGUCAUGAGAUGCCUGGAGCACCCCAAUGUGCUCAGGUUCAUCGGGGUGCUCUACAAGGACAAGAGGCUCAACUUCAUCACCGAGUACAUCAAGGGGGGCACGCUCCGGGGCAUCAUCAAGAGCAUGGACAGCCAGUACCCAUGGAAUCAGAGGGUGAGCUUUGCCAAGGAUAUCGCUUCGGGAAUGGCCUACCUCCACUCCAUGAACAUCAUCCACCGGGAUCUCAACUCCCACAACUGCCUGGUCCGUGAGAACAAGAACGUGGUGGUGGCCGAUUUUGGGCUGGCACGGCUCAUGAUAGAUGAGAAGACGCAUCCCGAGGACCUGCGAAGCCUCAAGAAGCCAGACCGCAAAAAGCGUUACACAGUGGUAGGCAACCCCUACUGGAUGGCACCCGAGAUGAUCAACGGCCGCAGCUAUGAUGAGAAGGUGGAUGUGUUUUCCUUUGGAAUAGUCCUGUGUGAGAUCAUCGGGCGGGUGAAUGCCGACCCCGACUACCUGCCUCGCACCAUGGACUUUGGCCUUAAUGUGCGAGGCUUUCUGGACCGCUACUGCCCCCCAAACUGCCCCCCGAGCUUCUUCCCCAUUACUGUGCGCUGCUGCGAUCUGGACCCAGAGAAAAGGCCCUCCUUCAUGAAGCUGGAGCAGUGGCUGGAGACCCUCCGCAUGCACUUGGCUGGCCACUUGCCACUGAGUCCACAGCUGGAGCAACUAGACAGGGGUUUCUGGGAGACCUACCGGCGUGGUGAAAGUGGACUGCCUGCCCACCCUGAGGUCCCUGACUGAGCCCAGCCCACCCAACAGCCCCUGGCCGCACUCUGGGGAGUCCACCCUGCACCAGAUUUCUCUGCAGGUGGUAGCCAGGUGUGGAGCCCUUAGCGGGCAGUGGGCACCCAGAUCCCUCCCCAGCACCAGGCUGACUUGCCUUCUCCUACCCUGCGGGCUAUGGCCCCUGCCUUGUCUCUGCCCGUGGCCCCAGAGCUGGCCUGGCUGCCCACACAUCAUCACUUCGCCCCUCCUUACCUCUGUCUCGGUGGGGCUGUCCCCUCACUUCUUCUUGCAUGAGCUGGAGGGCCCGUGUGAGUUGUGCCCCAUCCUGCACCCCACCGCCCGGCCAUCCUGCGCACGCUCCACCUAUCUGCAGCUCCUCCAAGGCUGGGCUGGAGUACAGCCUCAGACCGUGCCCUGUCACAGCUGGGCACAUAGGAGGAUGUGUGUCAAGGGAGAGGCCAUGUUUCCAGGAGCCAUAGAGGAGUCUGGGGCCCAUCACCCCCCGAGGGGUAUCUAGGUAGUAGCAGGUAUUGAUAACUAUUCAAACCCCCAAAGCAGAGAGAGGUCCGCUCCUGCUGGGGGGAUGUCCCUACUGGCUAGGCAGCAGCCUUCCUUACUUUGGGUCUUUUUGUUUCUUUAUUGAAUCCACUAUAGCGAGAAGCAGGGAGUCCCUGGGUCAGAGCUGCUGGGAGGAGCCACAGAGGGAGUUUGGGCAGAGCGGACCAGGCAGGUGUCCACCAGCAUUCCGGCCCCCUGAACUUCAUCUCUGCCCCCUCCUGGGCCUCUCCUCAAAGCUCCCUGCAGUGGCUGGAGCAGCCCCUGCCCUUCCCCAUGCCCCUCUUUUCUCUAGGUUCUUUCUGUGUAAUCUAUUUUUUAAGAAGAGUUUGUAUUAUUUUUUCAUACGGCUGCAGCAGCAGCUGCCAGGGGCUUGGGGUUUUAUUUUUUUGGCGGGUGGGGGUGGGGGGGCCAUUUUGUCACUGCCUCAGUUGAGCAUCUAGGAAGUAUUAAAACUGUGAAGCCUUCUCACUGCACUUUGAACCUGGAAAACAAUCUAAACAUGCCCACAGGUCUGCAACUCAGGGAGGUGAGACAGUCACCUCCAUUCAGGAAUCGUAAUGUCUAAGGAACAAAAACCAAACUCAGAACAAUAAACUCAAUUCUGUACUCCCCCCA